AUGGCUUACAACUCAACACAUGAGUAUCUUAAUAUUGUGGAUAGACUCACUGAUGACUACAAUAUUCCUAACAAUAUUACAGAUUCAUUGUUGGGAUACCUAAAGUUUAUAUACAGAUCAGAACUUGAAGAUCGUUACAGCGCACCUAUGUUAUGGAUUGGGAUGUAUAUUGCGUUAGCGUCUCUUGUUUGCAUCCUUGCCAUGGUGGCUGAAUUAGUACAUGGUUUUCGCAGCAGAAUGUUAUGGUUCCCCUCUAAAUAUUUUACUAUUAAUUCUGCUUCUCUUACGGUAAUAUCUGUUGCAAUGAAGUUACCUGUGGAUCUGACUGGUUCCAUGCCGGGUUAUGUGGACCAAAUGGCAAAGCUCGGAAGCAUGGCCUUUAUGUGUACCAUGAUGGCUAAUUUACUGCUUUCUUUAGGAACCAUGGACAACAAUGAACUUUUAUCAAACCUAGCAGCUUUGUCUGUUCAAGUCAUCACCUUGGUUGUGAAUGUUUGCAUUCAAAUGCAAACGGGAGCUGUAUCCAUAUCAACCCAUAAAGAAGAUCCCCGUAUCAUACAGCUUACUUCACCUACACAUAUAAGUACCCAUCCUAAUGCUGUAUUACCCUUUAUUUAUGUGUUUUUGUUAGUUUUCUUGUUGAUAGUAUACAUAUGUUCAUCUUUGGCGAUUCUAAAAUCCAAACAGAUAAUGGACUCCAAAUACCAAUAUGGUCAUGAGGAAGCUUCAAAGGACAUUCAAUCGUCACCAGGAGAAAUAGUAACAGUUGAGAAGCUAGAAUACCAUGUGAGAAAGCAUUGGAUGAUGGUAGAAAGUGGCAGCUGCCUCCAUUUCAUAACAGCUUGCUUUCAUCCAACAUCUGCUUCUGGGGUAAUAUGUCUAUUAAUCACCAUCUUCCACACUUAUACUAUGUCCGGGACUAUUAAAGCCAUGUUAGCUAAGGAAUAUGAUUCGGAUUAUGGCUGGUCCAUGCUAGUAAUUCUCACAGUACAAUCAAUUGGAGUCCUGAUUGGUACAAUUGUACCACUUUCUAGAUGUUUUGCAACCUUAAGCUUUGAAGGGUCCUUUUCAAUCCACUUUAAGGUCUUUAAAGUAGAACGCUACUGGACUCAUAAGUUAAAUGAUUGGAAACAAGCUAGUAUAAGACUCCCAUUUCAUAGCCGCAGACUGAACGUAGUCAUUGAGACUUCCAAAAGGCUAAUUAUCUACAUUUGUAUACAACUUCAGAAGGGAGUUGUGGUGUUGUGCAAGAUAAUAGCCUUGAUUCCAUUAGUAUUUGUGAUAUGUGUCUCUUAUUGUUACCAUUGUUUGAAGCCCGUGUUUAUUUUAUCGAUAAGUGAUGCUAAUCCGAUCAUACAGAUAUAUAUUUUGUAUUUUGAAAAUGGGAUGUGGGUUGGUGAGAGAACAGUGGAAGGCUUUUCAAAAUCAGUGAACCCAUUGAUCCAAAAGGGUGCAAAAGGCCAACCCAAUUAUCUAAUAAAGCUCAUUCGAGAAAAAUCUACUGUUGAUUUUCAGGGAGUUGCUGUAUUUAGCCAGACUCAUGACUAUAAUUUUCCAUCAAUACCACUUCGUGGUUUUCAAUCUUCAAAUUGUUGGAGAUUACCUGUGGUAACCCUUACAACGAUUGCAGUUUCUCUUCCUGAAAUCGAAAAGGAGGAAGUUGAUUGCUUGUUGGAAUGUGUUAGGGAAGGACCAAUCGGAACGGAUGGACUUGUGACCACAAACACAAUCACUUACGAACAAUCCACAUCAUUCACACGAGUUCAUGAUUAUGAAUUGAAACGAAACGAUUUGCAGAAAAACAAACUAACCGAAUGA
This is a messenger RNA of Helianthus annuus (common sunflower), 1818 nucleotides long. RefSeq lists its product as uncharacterized. The transcript has 2 exons. The record is from RefSeq and is a predicted model, not a curated record. Bases 1 to 1818 code for a protein of 605 amino acids. NCBI's taxonomy places the organism in Eukaryota, Viridiplantae, Streptophyta, Magnoliopsida, Asterales, Asteraceae.